Molecule: messenger RNA, 2844 nt
Organism: Salvia splendens (bonfire salvia)
Lineage: Eukaryota; Viridiplantae; Streptophyta; Magnoliopsida; Lamiales; Lamiaceae
Product: ubiquitin carboxyl-terminal hydrolase 18
Exons: 11
Coding region: 160-2490 (776 amino acids)
Biological process (GO): protein deubiquitination
Cellular component (GO): nucleus; cytosol
Molecular function (GO): cysteine-type deubiquitinase activity
Source: RefSeq, a predicted model, not a curated record
CUAGAUUUUAUUACCAUAGAAUAGAACAGAAGCAUAGAAAUAUUUUGUUAACCCGAUUGAAUCUCUCCCCUUCCCCCAAGAGAAGCCCUAAAUCCCAGCAAUUUAAUUGAUGAUUUCCACAAUCAUAUCACAACACCGUGAGGAAAUUGCAGAUUGUAAAUGCAUGUCACGGCGGAUCUUAACUGGUUCCUGCAAUUCAUAGUGUUGGCGUCAGUUGGGAUUUUCGGCCUGCUGUAUUUGGUGCGGAACACGGCCUCCAAAUACUUCGUGGUGGACUCCAAUUUCGAUUCCUCCUCCGCCGAUUACUCGUCCUUGGAUCGCCAGAAGAGAGACAGUAUGGCGGAGGCCGCCGGUGGCGCUGCCGAGGGUUUUGAUUCAUGCGUCGUGUGCGGCCUUCUCACCAAGAAACAGUGCGCCGGCUGCAAGAUGGUUAAAUACUGUUCUGAAGCUUGUCAAAAAUCUCACUGGACUGAGCACAAGACAAGAUGCAAAGAAAUGAAGUCACUUUACAAAGCUAACUCUAUGAUGCCAAAAUCCACUCUGAGAGGAAGGAAAACUUCAGUAGCACCUUCGGGAGGAAGCUCAAAGAUUUACAAACCUUCAAACAAAAUACUUUUCCCAUAUGAGGAAUUUCUAAAAUUUUUCACUUGGGACAAACCAGGCUAUCCUCCUUGUGGACUUAUAAACUGUGGAAACAGUUGCUUUGCUAAUGUGGUUCUUCAGUGUCUUGCAUACACCCGACCCCUUGUUGCCUAUUUGUUGGAGAAAGGCCACCGCAGAGAAUGUCAAAGGGAUGAUUGGUGUUUUCUUUGUGAAUUUCAAUUGCACAUGGAAAGGGCCAGUCGAAGUGUUAAUCCAUUUUCUCCAAUGAACAUUCUUUCAAGAUUGCCUAACAUAGGUGGUAAUCUUGGAUAUGGGAAACAGGAGGAUGCACAUGAGUUUAUGAGGUUUGCCAUUGACAUGAUGCAGUCUGUAUGCCUUGAUGAGUUUGGUGGAGAAAAGGUUGUUCAUCCUAGCUAUCAAGAGACAACCCUUAUUCAACAUAUAUUUGGGGGUCGUCUUCGAUCACAGGUUAUAUGCGCGGAGUGUAAUAAUGUUUCAAACCAAUUUGAAAAUAUGAUGGAUUUAACUGUUGAAAUUCAUGGGGAUGCUGGAUCUAUGGAAGAGUGUUUGGAUCAAUUUACUGCCAAAGAAUGGCUUCAUGGGGAUAAUAUGUAUAAAUGCGAUGGUUGUAAUGCAUAUGUCAUGGCAUGGAAACGCCUUACUGUCCAGCGAGCACCAAACAUUCUUACAAUUGCCUUGAAAAGAUUCCAGAGUGGUAGAUUUGGGAAGCUUAACAAGAGGGUGACUUUCCCAGAGACUCUGGAUCUUAGCCCAUACAUGAGUGAGUUAGAAGACGGAAAUGAUGUGUACAAGCUGUAUGCUGUUAUUGUUCAUGUGGACAUGCUGAAUGCAUCUUUUUUUGGCCAUUACAUCUGUUAUAUUAAGGAUUUCCGUGGAAAGUGGUACAGAAUUGAUGAUAGCAAGGUUGCUAGUGUUGAUUUGGAUGAGGUGCUUUCACAGGGAGCUUAUAUGCUCUUGUACAGCAGGAUACAUGCUCGACCAUCAUGCUUGCUUCCCACUGAAUUAUUGACAAAAGAAGAAAGUGAGAAAGUGAAAAUAAAUGAAGUGAACUCUUCCAUGAAACAACAUACUGAGUCCUCAACUGAUGCAGUAUGCACUGACAGUCCUCUUGAUUUAGAGCAACCAUCUACUAAUAGUGAGGAAGAAUUGUCGUUAACUACAGCCGUGAAAGAUGCAAAAGGAGAUACAAAAAUGGCAUCUCCUGACUUAAGUUUGCCUAUUGUCAUCGAUGCUGAACUUCACAACAAAGACGGAUUGCCAACCACCCAAAUAGAAGUUCCUUCCACUAGAAAUCAUGAUGACGAGCCAGAUCAAAUUAGCACUUCAUUGAUUGAUGCUUCGCCUACAGAAUCAGACACCAAGAGUUACGAGGCAUCCUCAUCUACUUCUGAUGUUCAAGCAACUUGUGGGAAUGAAAUCAAUAGUGAUUUAGGCUCAUCCACAAAGUUGACUGAAGCGUCCACUGCAGCUGGGAACUGUAAAGAUGAUGUAGACAGCAGAACUUGUAGUGUCCCAGCAAUGGAUACCACCAGUAAGGUCCCAGAUAAAGAGAACCCUGCUAGUUCAACAUCUAAUGAUGGAAAUAUUGAGCCUGAUAACGGCUCAUCGUCCUCUGGUGAUAAUAAAAAGUCUAUGAAGAAAGCAGAUGGCGGAAGCUCCACAGAAAAGUGUAAGCCACUCUUCCGGCCUGGUUUUUUUGGAAAACCGCCACUAAAGAAGCUGAAUAAUCAUACAAAAGAAGCUGCGCAUGAAAAUGGUGGCUGGUUGAAAGAAAAGAUUCACAUUACACAUGAGAAUGGAGAUGUUUCUACAGAACCUGAUAUGCGUAAGAGCCUUGUAAAUGGGGAUUCCGCGAGUGGAAUAUGAUCAGAUAGAAACUUCAGACGUCUCGAGAAGAUUCACUAACGAGUGGUGCUCAAAUUUGUCGAAUCAAAUUGCAGAAGAUUGGAGUUAUUUAUGCAGGUGGAUUCAAUAGAGUCGAUGUGUUGAGAAGAUUCAAACCUCAAAGUCUUAGAAAUAACGUUGAUUAUGUGCUGGUAAGAGCGAAAUUCUUUUCCCUUUUCUUUGCUGUUUAUAGCAUUCGAUUAUCCCAUCCCCACAACUGGAUGCGCUGGGAAUAUAUAUCCUUGGUUUCAAUAUUUACAGGAAUCUUGGAUACUCUUCUUGUCUCUCCUUCAAUCUACUUCUCUGACUUAAAUCUAAAUUAUUUUUUUUAUCAUA